Messenger RNA from Aricia agestis (brown argus), 6463 nucleotides. Its product is annotated as fatty acid synthase-like. Bases 2 to 6451 code for a protein of 2149 amino acids. The transcript is spliced from 37 exons. NCBI's taxonomy places the organism in Eukaryota, Metazoa, Arthropoda, Insecta, Lepidoptera, Lycaenidae. Gene Ontology annotation, molecular function: fatty acid synthase activity; oxidoreductase activity. The record is from RefSeq and is a predicted model, not a curated record. Gene Ontology annotation, biological process: fatty acid biosynthetic process.
UAUGAACCCGGAAGAGCUAUCAGGAAAAAAAGUGGGAGUAUUCGUUGGAAACUGUUACUCUGAAUUUCAAUUGACAGUAUUUUAUGUCUCCGGAUCUAAAUCAGGGCUUGGUUUACCAGGGUGCAGCCGAAGUAUGAUUGCGAACCGAAUUUCCUACUAUCUAAACUUGAAAGGUCCUUCCGUGUCUAUUGACGAGUCGUGUUGCUCCUCCACUGCCGCUCUGGAGAUGGCUUAUGAUGCGAUAGCUCGUGGAGAAUGUGAAUCAGCUCUUGUUGGUGGUGCUAACUUAUGUUUGCAUCCACAAACCAUAAUACAUUAUGGAAGAGUCGUAGAUUUAAAUAAGGAUGGCAAAACUAAAAGUUUUGAUGCCAAUGCUGAUGGGUGUUCUAUGUCAGAAGCAAUAAAUAUUAUUUAUCUACAGAAAGCUAAAGAUGCUAGAAGAGUUUAUGCUGAAAUUGUGAAAGCGAAAAGUCAAUUUAUGACUCUAGCAGAAACUGAUAUUGGUGCCAAUGGUGGUCUCAACUGCAAUCCUAACGAUAUGUCACGUUUUUUAAAUACAUUCUACGAGGAAGCUAAUGUUUCUCCGAAAGAUGUGAAAUAUGUAGAAGCUUUUGGAGCAGCAUCACGAAAAUGUGAUAAAAUGGAACUGGACAUGUUUGACGAAGUUUAUUGUAAAGAUAGAACCACACCAUUAAUGGUAGGAAGCGUAACUUCCAACAUUGGAUACGUGGGAGCUGCUUCUGGAAUAUCUGCUGUCACAAAGGUGCUGCUUGGCUAUCACUUUGGAAAGCUGGCUGGGAAUCUUCACUAUAACUCUCCUAGACAGGAUGUACAGGCAAUAAGAGAAAAACGAAUUGAAGUACUUGGCGAUCAUAGAGAACUUUCUACCUCACAUUAUACAGCAAUAAAUGGAUUAUCUAUCACUGGAAAUAGCUCACAUGUUUUACUUAAAGGUUUUAAUAAAAAGAAAGAUAUCAGCCCUUAUAAAUCAAGUUUUGCCCGAAUUGUCUUAUGUUCCGGAAGACAAGAAAGUUCUGUACAAACCAUCUUCAACUACCUGAAAAGCCGACCGAUAGAUCCAGAAGAGCUAGCUCUCCUUCACUAUUUCUACGAAAAUAAUGUACCAGGACACCUAGGGCGGGGUUUCCUUAUUCUUGAUUCCAAAGAGAGUAAUGAAACCGUUAAGCUUAGUGAAGAGUGCAUUUAUUUCGACAAAGGCAGACGCCCGCUGUGGUUCGUGUACAGUGGAAUGGGCUCGCAGUGGGUAGGAAUGGGGAAAGACCUCAUGCGUAUACCAGUUUUUGCUGCUGCUAUAGAAAGGUGUCACCGUGUUCUGGCGCCAAAGGGACUGAACUUGAUCGAUGUAAUUACGUCGGACGAUAAAAACACAUUUGAUAAUAUUAUGCACUCAUUCGUCGGCAUAAACGCGAUACAAAUUGCCCUCACAGAUGUGUUGCGAGCACUGGAUAUUGUACCAGACAAUAUAAUCGGGCACAGCGUUGGAGAAAUUGGAUGUGCUUAUGCGGAUGGUUGUUUUACACUGGAAGAGGCGAUUCUAUGUGCUUACAACCGUGGUCUGGUUUCCAUACAAACACCGUUCAUUCGUGGGUCUAUGGCAGCCGUUGGACUUGGAUACAAAGAGAUAUCAAAAAUAUGUCCGCCUGAAAUCGAUGUUGCUUGCCACAACUCCGCAGAAUCCAGUACUAUUUCUGGUCCAGCAGAUAUUAUGGCCGAGUUUGUUACCAGCUUGGGAUUGAAAGGCAUAUUCGCAAAAGAAGUGCCGUGUUCAAACAUAGCUUAUCAUUCACGUUAUAUUGCUAACGCCGGUCCCGGCUUACUGAAGUGUAUGCAAGACAUACUAAAAACACCGCGACCACGGUCUGCAAGAUGGGUUUCAACCUCAAUUCCUCAAGACCGAUGGGAUGAACCGCUCGCAAAAUAUAGCUCGGCAGAAUACCACACCAACAAUUUACUGAACCCAGUUCUAUUUGAGGAAACAGCGCAUUUGAUUCCACCGAACGCAGUUCUGAUCGAAGUUGCACCGCACGGAUUAUUACAAGCCAUUCUUAAGCGUUCUUUACCGGAAUCAUGUAAGCAGCUUCCAAUAACUCGUCGAGGACAUCCUGAAAACUCCAUUUACUUACUGGAAGCCAUUGGACGAUUAUAUAUGGAGGGAUUUAAUCCAAAAGUGAAAGCGUUAUACCCUCAAGUAAAUCUUCCAGUUUCAACAUCAACCCCUAUGUUAUCGCAUUUAGUAGAAUGGGUGUAUCAAGAAAAAUGGUCUCUACAUACCAUAGCUGCUGCUAAUAUGAAGACUUCUUCAACGUCGCAAGACGUUAUUUCUGCGUACGACGUGGAACAUAGUCACUUAAAAGGCCAUAUGAUCAGAGGAAAAAACUUAUAUCCGUUUUCUGCUGCUCUUGUUGCUGUAUGGGACACGUUAGCUGCAAGUUUAAAUUUGAAAAGAAAUAAUUUAUCUGUUCAAUUUGACAACGUGUAUUUCUACUCACAACCGAUUCUGCAUAAAAAAUAUCAGUUACGCCCUUAUGUCACUAUACAAAAGGGAUCAGGUCGUUUUGAGGUGUCAAAUGAAAAGUCACUAUUGGUAACAGGAUUUAUUAUUCCUGAAAUAAGAAGUGACAGGGAGGUUCACAAUCCUCCUGAUAUAAUUGAAGCAAAUGUAUCGGGUGAUGAUAUUUAUGAAUUACUAUGUGGAAAAGAAUAUAAUUAUCUCGAGAAUUUCCGUAGUAUACACAGUACUAAUGACUCUAUGACGGAAGCACAAAUCGAAUGGAAUGGUAAUUGGGUGACGUUCCUUGAUGGUAUUAUUCAACUCAAUGUUUUAAAGAGGAAACAUAACACUAUAUCUAAGCUGGACCUCAUAAGAAAGAUUGUUAUUGACGUCGAGAAACAAAGCAAUGCCACUGUUGUAAAAGAUGAUAAAGUCGUAGCUAAUGCGAAAAUAUUAGAUUUAUACGAUUUAACAAUCUGCGGUGGUGUUGUUAUGGAAAGCCUUAGAUUCGUAGACCUUCCUUUACAGAAGAACGACAAUAUUGAGCUAAAAAUCUGCGAGUUCAUGCCUCUUCUGUCGACGAAAACAAUAAAUGCAAGAAUUAACGGAACUAGACGGAACUCGCUAAAUAUAGACACGGUUUUUACUGAUCAAAAUCAAGAGAUAAAAGCACUGCAUGUGUUCCUACAAAUUGUUGCCGAUAAUGUUACAAAGGAGAAAUUAAGUAUAGUAGAAAUUUUUGAUACCAAUAGUCGCAAGAUAGAAUUCAGUAGUAAUAUUGAAGAAAUAAUUCCUAGAAUUCCAGGAAUAAAAGCCAGUUACCGUAAAAUUAAUUUAGAUGAAAAUAUAUCGAUAAACGAUUUUGAAAAUAUUGAUAUUCUUAUAACCACGAAUUUAUUGCAAAGUGACAAGAAAUGUGAAAAGCUUACAAGUGUUAUUCGUCAAAACAAUAUAUUUAUCAUCCAUAAACAUGAUUUUGAACUCAAAAAUUCUGAUCUUUACACUAUGAUCAGUUCUCAUAUUAUAGAAGACGGAAAAAUAGAACUGGGGAUUUGGAAAUCUAACCAACCCAAUCCUUUAAACUCAAUAGUUGUGCGUAAGCCAAAACAUCAAUCACCACAGGAGCAACAAGGAGGAGAAUAUUAUUUGCCUUUAGAAGAUGAAAAUGAUUCUGUGCAAACGCAUAAACUAAAAAUUUCACGGAUUGGUGACCUUAAAUCUGUAUAUUGGGUUUCUGAAAGUUUGCAAGAAACUGAGGGCGUACCAGUUAAGGUUAACUACGUUGGAGUUAAUAUAAUUUACAUAAAUAAACUCCUAGGAACACAAUUCCGUGAAGACAAUGAACCUACCAAAAGCGUUAUUGAUUUUAGUGGAACUACUAAAAGUGGUACCGCUGUUAUGGGACUAGUACACGGCGAUGCGAUAUCAUCCCAAGUACAUGCCCACCCGGACCUCCUACUGCCAAUUCCAGAACACUGGACCUUAGAAGAUGCUGCUACAGUUCCACUCGCGUAUAUAAUGGCAUUCUAUAUUCUGUUCAUUAAAGUACGCGUGAAUUCCAAGCACACAAUUUGCGUGCAAGCUGCUGCUGGUGCUCUCGGACAAGCCGUUAUAAGUGUGGCCCUCGCCCACGGCUGCCACGUGUUUGCUACUGUUAGCAGCAAUUCCAAAAAACAAUUUUUAAAAAAGUUGUUCCCUAAAUUAAAAGAUGAUCACAUUAUAGACCAUUCGCGUGACAUAAAUUUCGUUUUUAAUAUACUUCGUGCUACGAAUGGUAAAGGAUGUGACCUUUUAGUUUCUUGUGCGAAAGACGAACUGAAGAAUUUCUCAUUUAGAUGCCUCGGAUCUUAUGGAAUUAUGAUGGAUACAAGCGUUGUCCCCAAUCGAGAAAAUUACAAUUUCGGAAUGGACUAUUUGUCUCUCGAUAGAGUAUAUUAUCCGAUUGACUUAUCUACUAUUUUUCAAGCCAAAUUUAAAGAAGAUAUAAAAUUAAUUCGCUUGCUGAUGAUCGACGGUAUUCGGCGUGGGUACGUGCGGCCCCUGACUCGAGUCACAUACGACGCCCAGGAUGCUCCGAGAGCUUUUCAUCUUCAUGCUGCUGGGCAAAAUCGUGGCCGCGUAUUGCUCGACUUGCAACAACUAUCAACGAAAAUAAGUCCCAGCAUCGCCUGUUCGAGUUCUUCGUGGCAAGUCGUUGUUUCGGAUAAUGGGAAGCUAGCAUUAAAACUAGCAGAGAGACUUAUUGACCGUGGUGCGAAAAGAAUAUUCAUUCUAUUAGACAGAGUACUUAAUUAUGUCAAUGUUCAAAAAAGACAAUGGGAAGAAGAUGGUAUUGAUAUAGAAGUAAUAAAAACGACUUCGAAGGCGAAUGGUUACCCUGAUUUAAUGAGGGAUUGUAAAAAAGAUGGCAUGCUUGAAAGUAUAUUCGUCAUAACUUCAAACGAAAAAGCAGAAAAUGUGAUUGAGACUGUCAAUAGUUUUGCAAACUUUAUAUCGCUAUCUGGUUAUUCCCUAAAGUAUUUUGCGCUUAUAACAACAAGUAAAGUAACCAUAAAACCGGGUUCAUGGUUUGGAACAAAUGGACUAAGCCAAAUGUUAACAAAAAUUAAAUUGCCAGAGAUUGAACCGAAUAAAAGAAAUGAAUUUAAAUGUAUUUCUACAAAAUCGGUAUCAAUGAAUGACGCAAUUGAUGCCGUAGAACGAGCAUUGACUUCACAGAAGAAGGUUAUAUUAGUGCACGCGUCUGAUGCACCAAGAAAAACUUUACUAGAAGAAAUAAUGUCACUUGCAGAUGUUAAACUGGAAACUAAAAUUGAAAAGCCUAAUUUCGAUUUAACACUGAAGGAGCUUCACGUGGAUGAUACUAAACUAUUGGCCAUUCAGAGCUUUUUGCGGGAUGUGUAUGAAGUAAACUUAAAUAUUCAAGACAUACAAAACCUCUCAGUGAAAUCCAUUAAUGAAUUGGAAAAACAUUGUAUUGAAUACGAGUUUGAAGAAAAUAAAGGCAUAGCAACAUAUUUCCCUGCGCUUUAUAAUGAUGAGCUCUUAUAUACGACCGAUAUGUUGUUCAUGCCCACUCUAGCCUUCUCGGCUGAGUUCAACAUCGAAAACAACCCGAAUAAGCCACACUUGUGUAUAAUUCCUGGCGUAGAAGGAUAUUACGAAAGCUUUUCGGUAAUAUGUGAGCGACUAAAGCUUCCCGCAAUUGCACUACAGCCGGGCUUAGAUCAUCCUUAUGAGACCGUUCCAGAUUUAGCGAAUCGAUACAUUAAUGUUUUGAAGAAGAAAGCUGCGCUGAACAACAAUUUCUAUUUACUUGGCUAUGAAAGUGGUGUCUUAGUUGCUCUAGAGAUGGCAGCUAUAUUAGAGAAAUCUGGUCUAAUUGGGACAGUCUUCUGCAUCGGCGGGUCACCAACAGAAAUAUUCAACGAUAUCAGAAAUAACCUUAGAGAAUACGAGACAAAGGAGCAACUGCAAAUCGGGGUCUUAAAACAUGCAUAUUCGAUUAUUACUGCAGCAGACACAGUUUUAUUGGACAACUUUUGUGAAAAUUUAGGAUGGCCACAAAAAGUUGACAAAUUUAUGGACAUGAUGAGUGGCAAACUGUCACAUUCUAUGCAAUAUACCAGGAAAUGGAUCGAUUACAUAUAUAUAAAAUUGUUAUCAUUACUAGAAAGUGGCUGCGUCACCACAAAGAUUUCCUCCCAAAUAAUAUCUUUACGUCCACAAUAUUCUACUAGCAUGGAUCUGUCACUGCAAAAUCAUUCUCACAAAAAAGUUAUUACGUACCAAUUAGAGUCACCACUGUCUUAUGCACACCUUGAUAUGAGGGUUGCUACGAUCAUUAAUUCUCAUUUGGACCAUGAGACUUUGGAAUUAUUCAACAAAAGAAACAUUUGUAAGUCCUAUCCUAUAAAUACUGAAACUGUCAUUAUUUAAAUUAUGUCGAAA